This is a messenger RNA of Alosa sapidissima (American shad), 1307 nucleotides long. RefSeq lists its product as uncharacterized. The transcript is spliced from 2 exons. The record is from RefSeq and is a predicted model, not a curated record. Lineage: Eukaryota; Metazoa; Chordata; Actinopteri; Clupeiformes; Clupeidae. The coding region runs from base 109 to 909 and encodes 266 amino acids.
CUCUUUUCAACAGUCCAGGUUUCCCCCAGAAGGAGCUAAAGUUAUCUAAAAGAGGAUAUAUAGAAUCCUCAACUCUCUUCUGUGGCACCUUCAUCCAACUCCUACACCAUGGCUGUGGAGAUUGUGCUGUCCUUGUUCCUCUCUGCUGGUCUGUGUGCGGGGCUGCCCACUGUCAUCUGGGCCCUCUACUCUCUGAGACGCCAUCAAGAUGCAGGGGGUCAUGUCUCAGCCUUCAUCAUCUUACUCAUCCUAAGUGACAUAGCGGAGCUGCUCAUGAGUCCUUUUGUGAACACAAACUUUCUGGAUGGAAAUCCAUGCUAUCGUUUUUUACCCUGCUGGGUGCUUUACAGUGUAUUUUCAGUGGCAAGGCUUGGGGGUUUGCACUUUCACCAGCUGGUGGUGCUAAAGGGGAUUCUGUCUCUUGUUUACCCAUCAUGCUCUGUGCAUUUCCUCUGGUGCUUAAUUUUUUCUGUCACCAUGUGGAUCUUUGUGAUCUGCUGUCACUUUUUCACCUUUGGCUACACCAUCAACCUCAUCUUCUGUGUGGUGCCAGUGAUCCUGGCCAUCAUAACAAGUGUGUUUACCAUCAGACUUUCUCACUCAUCUCCUAGCCCACUCAGACACAAGCGUCCAGGUUUCUCUGUGCUUGCAGUUGCCCUGUUCACCCUUGUAGUGCUCUACAUGCCGUGUUUGGUCCUGAGCUGUGUGACCUAUCCUGACCCUUUCUAUGACUCCCCAUGGGCCACUACAGUUGUGUCCAUCAUGAGCUUACGAGUGGUGACAGAACCUCUGCUGUGUGUGCUGGUGUGCAGGUGUAACCUGCGUUGUGUUGAACCGUGCGGAUCAACACUGCAUUCUCCCACGCAAACAGCAGCACCUCAAAUCGGAAGUCGAGUGUAUAUAGAGUAAUUGAGCUAUAAGCCCAGGCUGCUACUGUAGCUCUCUCACUAGCACAACUAUUAAGGCAUUGGGAGGGAGGUUUACACUGCAAUACAAUAGUACAUAAAAUGAUAUUAAUAUUUUGUUAUUGCUUAUUCAGAGAAAAGUUCAUGUUUUGACGCACCUAGGAGUCCAGAACUAGUGCCAGUUUUUGAUGUCCUUCUGAUGGUAUGAUUGGCUCUGACUGAAUUGUUUGAAUGUUUGAUUUUAUUCAGCUCUAGCUUAUUUGAAAGCGUUUUUUUCCAGGAAAUAUGUGUGAUACUAAGAAAACAAAUAUGUAUAUAUAUAUUUUAAUGUUAAUUCUACUUAAAUCUGCAGUACAGAAACUUUGAUUAAUUUAUUUGAAGACUUACCAAAGUUUCUCUGGU